Messenger RNA from Xylona heveae TC161, 1538 nucleotides. RefSeq lists its product as hypothetical. Gene Ontology annotation, molecular function: pre-mRNA binding; U6 snRNA binding; metal ion binding. Bases 115 to 1392 code for a protein of 425 amino acids. The record is from RefSeq and is a predicted model, not a curated record. NCBI's taxonomy places the organism in Eukaryota, Fungi, Ascomycota, Xylonomycetes, Xylonales, Xylonaceae. The transcript has 2 exons. Gene Ontology annotation, cellular component: Prp19 complex; U2-type catalytic step 2 spliceosome; U2-type catalytic step 1 spliceosome.
CGUCUUAACAUCCUCAAAAUUGACAACUUGAUCUAUCGAUAAGUAGCCGGUUCAGCCUCCUUUACGAAAUCAUCGUCAGCUUCCAGUACAUUAUCUUCUUUCAGCUCAAACAGCAUGGCGGAGGUGGAUACUCCUCCCGUCCCAGAUAGUGCAACGGAAGCGCACUCCGCUUCUCGAUUACCAGCCGCGGAAGGUGCAAUAACAGGAACGCUCGCCACAGCCGGAGAUGAAACUGCUUUGACAAUAACAGGCGCAGCUGACGGCGACGACGCGCAAGGCCAGAAGAAAAUGAAAAAGAUGGUGCGACGCAAGCGGCGGCCUGCGCGUGUACAGAUUGACCCAUCGACAAUCAAAUCAGAACCGCCACCACAAACAGGUACUAUCUUCAAUAUCUGGUACAACAAGUGGUCCGGUGGAGAUCGGGAGGACAAAUAUCUUUCACAGCAUGCCGCUCCAUCUCGAUGCAAUGUUGCGCGGGACUCUGGAUAUACACGAGCGGACCGAGUUCCUGGAUCAUAUUUUUGCUUGUUCUUCGCACGAGGAGUAUGCCCAAAGGGACAUGAAUGCGAAUAUCUGCAUCGACUGCCGGGCGUGCAUGACCUUUUCAACCCGAACGUGGAUUGUUUUGGGAGAGAUAAGUUUAGUGAUUAUAGAGAUGAUAUGGGUGGUGUGGGUACUUUCAUGAGGCAAAACCGGACGCUGUACAUUGGUCGGAUACAUGUCACGGAUGAUAUAGAAGAGGUGGUCGCACGGCAUUUUGCAGAGUGGGGUGAAGUUGAGAGAAUUCGUGUUCUCAAUACCCGCGGUGUGGCAUUCGUGACAUAUACAAAUGAAGCCAACUCGCAAUUUGCCAAGGAAGCUAUGGCACACCAGUCGCUAGACCACUCGGAAAUACUCAACGUGCGCUGGGCAACCGUGGAUCCCAAUCCGAUGGCGCAAAAACGCGAUGCGCGUCGUCUUGAAGAGCAGGCGGCUGAGGCUGUACGACGCGCCCUUCCAGCAGAGUUCGUCGCCGAGAUUGAGGGUAAAGACCCGGAAGCCCGGAAAAGAAAGAAGAUUGAAGGAAGUUUUGGACUACAGGGCUAUGAAGCACCAGACGAGGUUUGGUAUGCUCGACAGCAGGCCGCUGCUGCCGUCGAACCUCCUGCCUUAGAAGGCGGAGAGAAGAAAUUGAUGAUUGAAAAUGGCCCCGAAGCUAGCGAGCAGGACGGGUAUAAAACUGCUGCCGGUUCAGAAAGUAAUGAGAUGGGUGGGGGUAUCUUGUCGAGCUCGACGCUCAAUGCGCUAAAGAAUUACUCCAGCCAGGGCCAAAGAUCGACUUUCAUGUCUAAGCCUGCGGCAGCACCACCAGGUCCCUUAGUAGCCUAUGGAAGUGAUGACGACAGUGAUUGAAGGGAAAAGUUUUCUGUAUUCCGAUACCAGGGCACGUUUGGGGGCUCUCAUCUUUGUAUUUCAAGGUAUUCAUAUUGUGUAAUAUACUUUUGCGGACGUAAUGGUCCUCACCAGAAAAUGCUAAUAUAUGCAUGCAUUAAAGCCCG